CUUUCUCGUAAUUUCAUUUUCAAUCAAACGACGCAGCGAAGAAGAAAUAUGAAUCCUCCUCACGACGCAAAGCAACGACCAUCACUAUACCCCGAAAUCGACCAAUCCAUCCCCGAUAACCCCUUCGCUCCCACCAAUCCUUCCCCUAACCUCUACCCUCCCGUCGACUCAUCCUCCAACAACCAACCACCAUCCGCUCCCCCACAAGCCAUCGAAGAGACUCUCAUCCGCGUCCCCGGCGCAAUCCUCAACCUAAUCGACAAAUCCUACAGCGUGGAGCUCGCGUGCGGCGACCUCACCAUCCUCCGCAUCGUCCAAGGCCCCAACAUCGUCGCCGUCCUCGCCAACGUCGCCGACGAGAUCCAAUGGCCGUUAACGAAAAGCGAAAUCGCCACGAAAGUCGACGGAUCGCAUUACUUCUUCUCCAUCCACCCGCCGAAAGAAUCCGGAUCCGGAUCCGAUGAUGAGAUUUUGAAUUACGGAUUGACAAUCGCCUCCAAAGGUCAAGAGGAUGUUUUGCUUAGCCUUGAUCAGGUUCUUAGGGAUUAUUGCUGUUUCGCGGAGCAGAGGAUGUCGGAGAGGGCGAAAGGGGAAGAGGUUUUGGGAAGCUCCAUGGCUGCGGCGACGUCGCCGGAGGAGUUGAAGGGGGAGAGGAAGGAGGUUGUGGAGGGGCAGUGUGCGGCGUAUUGGACUACGCUUGCGCCUAAUAUUGAGGAUUAUAGUAGUAAGAGUGCGAAGAUGAUAGCGUCUGGGUCGGGGCAUGUGAUUAGAGGGAUUCUUUGGUGUGGGGAUGUUACUGUGGAGAGGCUUAAGAGAGGGAAUGAGGUUAUGAAGAGUAGGUUGAGUCGUGCUGAGAAGGAGAAAGAUGUUAGUCCUGAGACCUUGAGGAGAAUCAAGAGGGUUAAGAGAGUGACACAGAUGACGGAGAAAGUGGCGACUGGUGUUCUUUCUGGUGUUGUCAAAGUCUCGGGACUUAUCACUGGUUCACUGGCAAACUCAAAAGCUGGAAAGAAGUUUUUUGGACUCUUGCCUGGAGAGAUCAUUCUUGCAUCCCUCGAUGGAUUUAGCAAGAUCUGUGAUGCUGUUGAAGUGGCUGGAAAAAACGUCAUGUCGACUUCAUCAACUGUCACAACGGAACUCGUCGAUCACAAGUACGGAACAAAAGCAGCCGAGGCUACUAACGAAGGACUAGACGCAGCAGGACACGCUUUUGGAACCGCAUGGGUUGCUUUCAAGAUCCGUAAGGCACUUAACCCCAAAAGUGUGUUAAAGCCUUCAACAUUAGCCAAGUCGGCUGUCUCUGAUUUAAAGGCUAAGAAAGGCUCCAAGUAACAGCCGAACUGGAAAAGUAUGUAUUUGAAGUAUUCAACUAUUCAUACUUGCAUUAUUUAGUUUAUCUUUUUGGAAAAUUGUAUGAGAAUUUAACAAUGCAUUCUGCAUUUUUCCUGUAUAUAUUGUGAUUCUAUGUAAAACUAUGUACAAACAGUUUCUUCUUACUUUCUC
Eruca vesicaria subsp. sativa (arugula) is the source of this 1503-nucleotide messenger RNA. The record is from the annotation of a GenBank genome assembly. NCBI's taxonomy places the organism in Eukaryota, Viridiplantae, Streptophyta, Magnoliopsida, Brassicales, Brassicaceae.